GACACCAGUGCCAGUCGCAUCCUUUACGUGUCACUUCAAUCUGGUUUGCAGAACCACUUGGAUUGAGCUCUACUUCGCUGCACUCAGUUCUCUUUAGGACUCAUUAAUUCUAGAAUACAAAAUCCUGGUUUGCGUGAUGCAAGAAGCAAAUUAGCUGCAUCAAGACUGCUUGCUUUGCAGUGGAGUAGACGCUAGCCAACUGCAGUUUGCAGAGGACGGUGGAAUUCACAUAAAAAGAUGGAUUUGCUGACAUUUUUAUCUUUCAACAUCCUUGUGAGUCCUACAUGGGCCAUGUCCUAUCACUCCUUCAUGGACAGAUUGACAUCCCACUCAGUCUUCAAGUUGCCGGUGAAGCUUGAACACUGUUGUCUGAUGUCCCCUCCACCUCCUCCACUCUUCCCACCACCACCACCUCAUCACUUCCCAUCACCCCCCGGGGUGUCGCCGCCGGCCGUGUUUAGAGGAGAGGAGCAGCAAAACGAGCAUCCGCGGGUACCCGGCUGCCCACCUGGACCUCCGGGACCUCCAGGACCACCUGGUCCAGAAGGUGAGAAUGGAUUUCCUGGCAUAAGAGGACCAAAAGGGGAAAAGGGAGAAAUUGGACGCCCAGGGUCAAAGGGGCGUACAGGAGCGCCGGGGCUUCCAGGGAAACAAGGACUUCCAGGAUGGCCUGGUCCACCGGGACCCGUGGGUGAGAAAGGAGACCCUGGACUCAUGGGACUACCAGGAUUGAGGGGACCCCCAGGAAUGAAGGGUAUGCCUGGUUACAGAGGAGAGAAGGGCGACAAUGGAAACCCAGGAAUGCCGGGAUUAAAAGGUGAAAAAGGCACUACCGGUUUGCCUGGAAUGCUAGGUCAGAAGGGUGAACAAGGCCCAAAAGGAGAACCAGGCAUCCCAGGCAAAAGAGGACCCACCGGGCGCCCUGGAAAGAGAGGCAAACAGGGAGAAAAGGGAGAAAUUGGAGCCUUUGGACUUAUGGGCAAACCUGGGCCACCAGGGCCAAUCGGGCCUCCUGGUCCACCUGGUCAACCAGGCUCCGGUCUCUAUCUUGCCGGGGAAAAGGGUGAGAAGGGUCUUCCCGGCCCACCCGGUCACUGUGACUGUGACACUCUUCUCAUCGCCAACAAAGCUCCUUCGGGAAGCUACACGCAUGAGGAGAUCCCCAAUCAAGUCCCUGCCAUAUUCGUAGUGAGCAACGAAGACGAACUGGGCCGUCUACGUCUAGAUCACGCCAUCGCCUUCAGGAAGGAUCAGAAGGCGCUCUACUUUCGGGAUAAGGACGGAUGGAAGCCCAUUCAGCCCUUUCAGCAAUUCCAGUCUACCGAGAAAGUACCAGACAGAGUGGGUGUGUGCGGAGAUGGUAAAGUGCAGGCCCAGGAUGGCGAGGAAUGCGAUGAUGGAAACCAAAUUGUCACUGAUUCUUGUCUGAACUGCAAAUGGGCCUAUUGUGGAGACGGUUAUCGACAUGAAGGCAUGGAGGAGUGUGAUGGGAAAGACUUUGGCUAUCAGACAUGCAAAUCGUAUCUUCCUGGAUCCUUCGGUCAUCUCAGAUGCACUGAUUCCUGCAUCAUCGACUCUACUGGCUGCAAGUACUUCACCUGAACAGAACGCAUAGUGCAAAGUUUGCAACUUGUCUUCACCUUAUAAGAGGGAUUCCUCUUCGGAUUUCAAUUGAAGUCUCACCUCACGUUCCUGAAAAUGAUUUGAUGGACUGAGACAGUUCUAACAGGAAGUUUCUGGUCUGUGCCAUGAGAUGAAGGAUGAGAGUCAGCUUUUGGAUCAGCUGGCCUCAGGGAGCUAUGACGAGGAACACUUAAUGACAUGCUGACUGUUAUUACAGAUAUAAACUGAGCCUCUUUUACAACGACAGUAUGCAGAACAUGUUAGAAAUCGUAUAUUUAUAAGAUGAAAUGCAGUAUAAAUGCAUGGAUUUGUGCUUAACCAGAGCUGUACAAAGUGUUAACAUUUUAAAAUGAAUGUCUAAAUAUAUGAUGAGAACGUUUUAGAGCAAUAAGUAGCAUGGCGAGACUUUUCAUUUUUCAUGUGAAUAUCUGCAUUAUUGUCAAAAUAAAUCAAGUGUUUAAAGAGUAACUUUGGAGUCUUUCAAAUGUAAAGAAAUGGCAUGAAAUAUGUUAAUCCAUUCAUGCACGAAUUGUGAUUUUAUUUUAUUUUUUUAACCCUUACAGGGCACACAUUGGGUGCCAUUGACGACACUAGACGUUAAUAACUUUUCGGGGCAGGAUGUCAACUUUUGAGUGUUACUUGGAACCAAAACCAGUGUGUAGUGUAUUUUAGUUUUUAUUCAUGUUAUUUGUAGUUUCAAAACAUUGCAUUAAUUCAUAUUUAGUCAUAAUCAUCGAAUACAGUAAGGAUAAAUAAGUGCUAACUUUUGAAUAGCUGGCCACUGUUGUGAUCACUGUCCCUGAAAGGGUUAAAAUAGUUAAUAAAUUAAUAAACAGAAAUUACGCCAUGUUACAGAAAAAAAUUCCACUUUGUUCCUGGCUUGUAAUCAUUCUAUGCAUGUUGCUUAAGUCCAAACGAAAUGAAAAUGCACCACUAAAAUAUAAAGUAGGGCUGUCAAAAUUAUCGCGUUAACGGGCGGUAAUUAAUUUUUUAAAUUAAUCACGUUAAAAUAUUUGACGCAAUUAACGCACAUGUCCCGCUCAGACAGAUUUAAAUGACAGUAAAGUGAAAUGCCCACUUGUUAAUUGUGUUUUGUGGAGUUUUGCCGCCCUCGGCUGGCGCUUGGGUGCGACUGAUUUUAUAGGCUUCAGCACCCAUGAGCAUUGUGUAAGUAAUUAUUGACAUCAACAAUGGCGGGCUACUAGUUUAUUUUUUUGAUUGAAAAUUUUACAAAUUUUAUUAAAACGAAAACAUUAAGAGGGGUUUUAAUAUAAAAUUUCUCUAACUUGUACUAACAUUUAUCUUUUAAGA
Molecule: messenger RNA, 2934 nt
Organism: Corythoichthys intestinalis (scribbled pipefish)
Lineage: Eukaryota; Metazoa; Chordata; Actinopteri; Syngnathiformes; Syngnathidae
Product: acetylcholinesterase collagenic tail peptide
Exons: 17
Coding region: 238-1602 (454 amino acids)
Biological process (GO): extracellular matrix organization
Molecular function (GO): extracellular matrix structural constituent conferring tensile strength
Source: RefSeq, a predicted model, not a curated record